AUUUCUCUCUGCUCCCGAGUCUAGCCUCUCUUCGGCUGCCAGAUAAUUUACCCUUGGGUGUCAUUCCCCUUCAAAUAUGUGCACUCCCAAAGCUCAGGCACCUCGACUUGUCGGACAAUUACCUAACCGGUGAGUUACCUCUUUGUCUCCAAAACCUCACCAUGCUAGAAGUUAUUGACAUUCAUAAUAAUCAAAUCACUAGUCCUGUCCCUCCUGACUUGGGAAAUCUGAAGAAGCAGAUCCACCUAGAUCUUAGCUUCAAUUCCCUUGAUGGCCCUAUCCCUCCGACUCUUGGUCUCUUGUCUAACUUGACGCACCUCUAUCUGGGAGGAAACUCCUUUAUUGGAUCUAUUCCUCCUAAAAUAGGGAACUUGACAAACUUAACAUGUUUGAGUAUGGAAGGGAACGAAUUCAGCGGAUCUAUCCCGUCAGAAAUAGGUAAUUUGAAGAGCUUGAUUGAGUUGAGACUGAGCACAAACUCCUUCACUUGCCCAAUCCCUCCAUCUUUGGCAAAUUUAAAAAGCUUGAUCGUUCUAGAUUUACAUGAAAAUCGACUCGACUGUGCCAUUCCAGUGGAUAAAGGAGAUUUGAAGAGUCUCACUCAUUUGUAUUUGAGCUCAAACAACUUCCCUUGCCCCAUCCUUUCAUCUCUAGCCCAUUUAACCAGCUUGACCGUUCUACAUUUAGAUGGAAAUGAAAUCGACUGUGCCAUUCCAUUGGAAAUACGGUACUUCAAGAGUCUCACCGAUCUAGAUUUGAGCUUCAACAACUUCUCUGGAAAAAUCCCUCAUGCACUUGAAAGUUUGGUCAUGUUAAACUAUCUCAAUCUCCGGAACAAUUCUCUUCACGGUUCAGUUCCCAAUUUUGAAAAGCUUUUAAAUCUAAGUUACCUCGACUUGUUGUACAAUCAUCUCACAGGAAAUAUCCCAAAUAAUCUGCUCUAUGUUCGUUACAUAGCAGUCUACGGCAAUGACGGUUUGAAAAAAAUUGAUGGUCCCAGAAGAAUGUCUAGGUCUAUGCUUAUGACUGUAUUGAUACCAUCGAUGGCUAUACCGAUGAUAGUUCUUGGGUCUUGCUUCAUAUUUCAACAUAGAACGAAGAGCAUGCAAUCAUAGACAGUAGAAAAAAAAUG
Messenger RNA from Rhodamnia argentea, 1132 nucleotides. RefSeq names its product probable leucine-rich repeat receptor-like protein kinase At1g35710. The record is from RefSeq and is a predicted model, not a curated record. Bases 162 to 1115 code for a protein of 317 amino acids. Gene Ontology annotation, molecular function: protein binding. NCBI's taxonomy places the organism in Eukaryota, Viridiplantae, Streptophyta, Magnoliopsida, Myrtales, Myrtaceae. The transcript has a single exon.